AUGGUCGCCGCCGCCAUGCUCAGCUCCCUCGCUGCCCUCCUUGUCGUCUACCUCUUCAUGCCCGCCCUCUGGUUGUCCUUCCUGAACGACGACCCGUUCGACUACCAUGACCACGGCCGCACACUCGUCGCGUCCAGGAACCCAUUCCGAGAGACGGGACCGCCGGCGAAUAUGGCUAAGCUCAUCUUGCUGCGGCAUAAGCAACAGGAAGCGGCGAAACUCCUCGCAGGCGCGCCCUUCCCAGCGACCAUCCUUCCACGUCGUGCAGUCCCCGCGCCCGAAAAACGCCUGGAUACGCCUCGGGAGACCCUUCGGCGGACGCCAGCACCACUGAGUCGAGCCGAGCACGCCGUCGCCCGCGCCAGCAUUCGUGCUGCCCGCGUCGACGCCUACUCUGCCCGCGCCAGUGUCCACGCUACCCCGCUGUCGCUUCUCUCACAUACCUCUGCUCCCCGCAUGCCGCCGCCCGUGGAUGCGUAUCUUAUUCUUACUUCCGACGAUACCCCCCAUCCUCGAGCACCCAUGCUCGGACUGUAUAUCACACUAGGGAUCCAGCAAGACUUUCGUGUUCACCGGAGACUCUAG
Messenger RNA from Schizophyllum commune H4-8, 585 nucleotides. RefSeq lists its product as uncharacterized. Lineage: Eukaryota; Fungi; Basidiomycota; Agaricomycetes; Agaricales; Schizophyllaceae. The record is from RefSeq and is a predicted model, not a curated record. Bases 1 to 585 code for a protein of 194 amino acids. The transcript is spliced from 4 exons.